This is a messenger RNA of Ornithorhynchus anatinus (platypus), 1425 nucleotides long. It is a transcript of the gene GCM2, whose product is annotated as glial cells missing transcription factor 2. Gene Ontology annotation, cellular component: nucleus. Gene Ontology annotation, biological process: regulation of transcription by RNA polymerase II; gliogenesis. The coding region runs from base 1 to 1425 and encodes 474 amino acids. The record is from RefSeq and is a predicted model, not a curated record. Lineage: Eukaryota; Metazoa; Chordata; Mammalia; Monotremata; Ornithorhynchidae. The transcript has 5 exons. Gene Ontology annotation, molecular function: RNA polymerase II cis-regulatory region sequence-specific DNA binding; DNA-binding transcription activator activity, RNA polymerase II-specific.
AUGAAGCUCACCUGGGACAUCAACGAUCCCAAACUGCCGCAAGAGCCCAAACACUUUGACAGCUUCAAGGAGUGGGCCGAUGGUUACGUGCGCUUCAUCUACCGCGGCGAGGAGAAGAACGCUCAACGCCAUCUCAGCGGCUGGGCCAUGCGUAAUACCAACAACCACAACUGCCAGAUCCUUAAGAAGUCCUGUCUCGGGGUGGUGGUAUGUGCCAGCGACUGCGUCCUGCCCGACGGCACCAAGAUGCAGCUCCGGCCGGCCAUCUGCGACAAGGCUCGACAGAAGCAGCAGAAGAAAGUGUGUCCCAACUGCCAUUCAGCUUUAGAGCUGAUCCCCUGCAGAGGUCACAGCGGUUACCCAGUCACCAACUUCUGGCGGCUUGAUGGCAAGGCAAUAUUUUUUCAGGCCAAAGGAGUUCAUGAUCAUCCGAGACCAGAAAGUAAAUCAGAGACAGAAGCAAGAAGAAGUGCCAUUAAGAGACAGACAUCUUCUUACCAACCCCAGAAAAAGAGGUUCCUAGAAUCAGAGGGAGGAAGACAUCAAGAGAGCAGUGGUCCCUGCAGCAACAUCCACCACUUUCCCUGUCCGGAAAGCCCGGAACGAUUCAGUAUAACCACAGAGCCCAGUUUCCCUAUUCCAACUCAGCCUUAUGCCGCCUUUCAAAAUGCUGAUUCUUACAAAAUUCCCUGUGACUCAACCAGCUUUCAGGGGGACUCCAUGUCACCUUUUCAAAAAUGUCCAAAUCCGAGAAUCUAUAUGCCCAGGCCACCUUGUGGCUAUGAAUUUUCAGUCCCCAGUUACCUAGGAUCCGGCCCUUACCCCACACUUUAUAGAGACGCCAACAGUUGCUUUCCGGAUGCCGACUGGGUUAAUUGGACCGGGCCGCAAUAUAACAACAAUUCAUCGAAUGUCCGUGAUAGGAAUUUCGAAGCCAACACUAAACAUCAUGGGUUGAAACAGGUCCUUGGCAAAGCGGGCUGUGGAGAGAGGAAUGACUGUGGACAGUUCCAGAGUAAUCCCCCUCUCUCCUACUACAAUGGGGAAUUCCCCUGCAGGUAUGGGAGUUCUUCUCCUCCCACCGGCCCACCGGGCCUACAGACGGUGAUCACAACUACUACCAAAGUCUCCUACCAGGCCUACAAGCCCCCUGUCAUGAGGUACAGCGACAACAUCCAUGAUGUUAAAAACCUUCAGAGCUGUAACUAUUUAGCAGACGGAAGUCCGGGGGCCUUCUAUUCCGAGGUAAAGACCCAAGAAGACUGUGGGACAGCCAAAUCCUCCCUGGUUUACCCCCCAGAGCCAACCUCCUUUAAGGGAGAACGAGGAGAGACCUGGGACGUGUAUCGAUGUGGGCCGUUCCCAGGAAAUAAUUAUUCUGAUCGAGUCGGUCAGCUCUUUAGGUAUGAGAAUGAGGAAUUCUGA